Colletotrichum chrysophilum is the source of this 1740-nucleotide messenger RNA. RefSeq lists its product as uncharacterized. The transcript is spliced from 5 exons. Bases 1 to 1740 code for a protein of 579 amino acids. Lineage: Eukaryota; Fungi; Ascomycota; Sordariomycetes; Glomerellales; Glomerellaceae. The record is from RefSeq and is a predicted model, not a curated record.
AUGGGGAGAGAGAAGAGGUCUCAGCCGGGCCCGGCCACGGCGAAGGACCGCCACAAACGAGCUGGGAAACCUAGCAAGACCCUCGAUCGGAGCGUGCCCCUGCCGCCGGGACUCGUCGCCGCGAAGCCGGUCACCGCAGUCACGAACUCAAAGCACCAGUCUUAUUUCGAGUUCAUUGAGAACAAAGACAAGAAGAAGCCCCUGCUCUUCGAGAUCACGGCCAACCGUCAGCCACCGCCAGGGAUGAAGUACAUUCCAAUGGGCAAUCCGGAACUCACGGAGCGGUGCAAGGAGAUAUCAAGAGAAAUUGGCGCUCUUGUCUACAUAGUGACCAAGUACUUACGGGUUGGAAAGACAUUCGCGAAGAAGGACGCGUCGGAACUGAGCCAACAGAUCCACCGAGUCGGUCAUCACAUCCGCGAAAAUAUCGUGGAUCGUGCGAUGAGUGAACUGGGGCAGGAUGCCUUUUACGAACCGACCACAACAGGACCAGACCAAGUCGAGGAGAUCCCUCGCUCCCAAACGGAAAUCAACAAGCAAGCCGAUGCUGCACUGCGCGAGCUUUUCCCUCGCAUUCCGCAUACCGACAGACAGCAGAUCAUCGAUCAUGCGUUCAGAAAGGGCAAACAGUUCAAAGGUGAACUGGUGGUGGGGUUGCAACAGGAGCUGUCGCUUUCGCGGCGCGUGCAGCUCGCCGUCCUCGCCCACAUCCGGCACAACCACACGAGAUACGACGAGCUCCUCCGCGAGACAUCAUGGCACAAUGCCAGAAGAGCUACAGAGCAAUUAUGUCUGGACAUCCUCGUCAAGUGGCGAGGCGAUGACGAGAACGGACGUAACCAACUCGACGAAAUCCUUCGAGAAGUAGUCGUUCUAUCUGAUGAUUCUGAUGACGAGGAUUCUGGCGAGGAGCCUGAUUCCGACUCAUCAGCCGUGCUCACCGACAGGUCCAUGAAUGUCGCAAGAGUCCCGGUGCCAACCAUGCGUCAAGACCGUGCCAGCCGGAGCCGCAUGUCGACGGCAUUGCCGUCCCAUCCAGGAUCUCCCCAGGCAGUCGCUACGCCAGGAAAGAAACGGGUCAACAAGAAGCAUCGCAGACGUGCUGCGAAGCAUAAAGAGCGUAACUUCAGUAGGUACGAGGCUGUCGCAAAUGCCAGAUGGUCCGCAGCCAUGAAUCGGCAGAAAGCAGUGUCCAACGCGCAGCCGCAGGAGACCGGUGUGGUGAACGGUUCCGUUAGUCACGGAACGUAUUCCCAAAGUCAGCCUGUUGUGUUCAUGGAUGGCAGGGCGCCAGUGAUUGACCUCGGCCCUGCGCACCCGCAAAGGCCAGCGUUCGGCUCCUUUGCCAGCAACCCUUCUCGAGAGGCCAGGCCGCUCAUGGACCGUUCCUUUGCUGCGCCGCCGAUCGAUUCUCAAUAUUUUGCUUCUGGUUCUUCGUUGCACAAGAUCUUGGAGAUGACCAGCCCUACCAGCGGAGAAGAUCACCACCCGGAGGCCCCACCCUACGAGAAGCAGACCGGCUGUCCCCUCGCCGGAGGAGUCUGGGCUACCCAGAAGGUGCUCGGUCGUUCCAUGACGGUCGUGAACAGCCGCGAGCCCCCCCUCCGGCUCGGGCCCCAUCUUACAUCGAGUUCGCACAGGAUGUUGCUCGACUGCCAGCUUACCAAGCUCCGCGCCAGGUCGAACCUUCACUGCGGAGAGAUGAGGCUGUACUGGGAGCGAGAGCCAAUCCCAUUAUGA